Messenger RNA from Zea mays, 2015 nucleotides. Its product is annotated as 4-hydroxy-7-methoxy-3-oxo-3,4-dihydro-2H-1,4-benzoxazin-2-yl glucoside beta-D-glucosidase 2, chloroplastic-like. Gene Ontology annotation, molecular function: beta-glucosidase activity. The coding region runs from base 277 to 1824 and encodes 515 amino acids. The record is from RefSeq and is a predicted model, not a curated record. Lineage: Eukaryota; Viridiplantae; Streptophyta; Magnoliopsida; Poales; Poaceae. The transcript has 12 exons. Gene Ontology annotation, biological process: carbohydrate metabolic process.
GAGCGGGAGCUCUGUGUUCCUAUUUGCAGACUUCCGGAGGCGGGGGUCAUUCAGAGCACCACGCUGUGAGCGGUCGCGCAGAGUGGAAGGUUUUGGAAGGAGGAGAUAUCCGCCAGCGAUUCGACCUGUGAGCGGUCGCGCAGAGUCGAAGGUUUUGGAAGGAGCAGAUACCCGCCAGCGAUUCGACGGAGGAGAGCCACCAAAGGACUGCACGCUCUGAGGACUGAGGUAAAGCUUGUCAACUCCCGCGGUCUUUCGCAAAAGUUUCUUGCGGGCAUGGAUCGGUUCGGGAACUACAAGAACUACCAGACAAGGCGCUAUGAGGAUGGAGACGACGAUGCAAAGCAAAUGCUGAGGCCCUGGGAAGUCCCCAAAGGAGACUGGUUCCCCUCUGACUUCAUCGUUGGCGCUGCCACUUCAGCAUACCAGAUUGAAGGUGGUUGGAAUGAAGGUGGAAAGGGGCCAAGCACAUGGGAUCACUUCUGCCACAGUUUUCCAUCUUUGAUAGCGGACGGGAGCAAUGGGGACGUUGCAGCAAAUUCAUACCACAUGUACCAUGAGGAUGUAAGGUUGAUGAAGGAAAUAGGGUUGGAUGCCUAUAGGUUCUCCGUCUCUUGGUCCAGAAUACUGCCAAAGGGGACGCUCGAAGGAGGUAUUAAUCAGGAUGGCAUCAACUACUACAAAAAACUCAUCAACUUGUUGCUAGCGGAGGGCAUAGAGCCAUUUAUAACAAUUUUCCACUGGGACACGCCUCAAGCACUGGUAGACAAGUACGGUGGCUUUUUAGAUCGGAGGAUUGUAAAAGAUUACACAGAUUUCGCUAUGGUGUGCUUCGAGAACUUCGGUGACAAAGUGAAAAAUUGGUUGACAUUUAACGAGCCCCAAACGUUUUCUUCUUUUUCCUAUGGAAUCGGGUUGUGUGCCCCAGGGCGGUGCUCCCCAGGACAAAAAUGUGCUAACCCAAUUGGAAACUCACUUAUCGAGCCAUACAUUGUUGGUCACAACCUUCUCCUAGCCCAUGCUGAGGCUGUUGAUCUUUACAACAAGCAUUACAAGGAUGAGAACGGACGUAUAGGGAUUGCAUUUGAUGUAAUGGGUCGAGUGCCAUACGAAAAGUCAGCGUUUGUGGAUCAACAGGCACAAGAAAGGUCCUGGGACAUUAACCUAGGAUGGUUCUUGGAGCCAUUGGUUCGUGGUGACUACCCCUUCUCCAUGAGAUCGUUGGUGAGGGAUCGACUACCCUUCUUCACCGUCGAAGAGCAAGAAAGGCUAGUGGGUUCCUAUGACAUGCUGGGGUUAAACUACUAUACCGCAAGGUUCUCCAAACACAUUGAUAUCUCUCCAAACUACUCACCGGCGCUCAACACUGACGAUGCCUAUGCUAGCCAAGAAACGUAUGGGCCUGACGACAAACCCAUUGGUCCUUGGAUGGGGAAUCCGUGGAUCUACAUGUACCCUGAUGGCCUAAAGGAUCUCCUUAUGAUCAUGAAGAACAAAUACGGAAACCCACCCAUCUACAUCACUGAGAAUGGGAUGGGUGACGUUGACAAUGGCGACCUACCCAUGGAAGAUGCCUUGAAUGACCAGAAAAGGAUAAAUUACCUCCAGCGCCACAUCGCAGUUAUUAAGGACUCAAUGGAAUUGGGGGCAGAUGUGCGGGGCUACUUCGCUUGGUCUCUGGUGGACAACUUUGAAUGGACCGCGGGCUACACCGAACGUUACGGCAUAGUCUACGUUGACCGUAAUGACGGCUACAAACGCUACAUGAAGAAGUCAGCCAAGUGGUUGAAAGAGUUCAACACUGAGAAGGCUGGCAGCGCCUAAUGAUGUGCCAUGCAUAAAAGACCGGGUCUGUGUGAUUUGAAUUCUAUAUUUUUAUUUGCACCUCCACAGGAGGUAGUGGAGUCAUGUUCUCCAACACCGUAUAUUGUUCCAGUUCACUGUUACCGUAUUAUGUAAUAAAUGAAGUGAUCAAUUUCUCUGUUUCAAUAUCUGUAAUGUUGAAUUGGAUGAUA